CCCUUCCCCCUUCUCUUCACUGUUUGUCGCUCAGUCCAUUCCUUCAAGCAGUUGCUUUGUUGGGCUGCUUGCUCUUGCUCGGGGUUUGUGGCUGGCUCGCACGCGGAGGGAGGGAAGGAAGGAAGGAAGGGAAGGGAGCGGCACAAGAUCAGCAACCGCGGCCCCGGUUGGGCGAGCAAAGCGGUUGGUUCUGGCUCGGACCGGUUGGGGCUGGUUUUCCCCGCGCAAGCGCAGCUUCCCCCGUUAGAAAGUAGGGAAGGGCGAUGGCGGCUGACGGGAGUCCUGCAGCGGGCAUGGCCGGGAUGGUCGAGGAAACGCGGGGGGAUUCUCAGGGUACGGCCAGUCCAAGCCCUGGACCGGCCUCCGCCGUGCCUGCGAGUGAGUCGACCCCCACGAGAAACGACCCGACGGUCCCGGAAACGGAUCCCGGGAGCAGCGCUGGAACUGUAGGCAGUGGAGGUGCACGACGGUUCCUGUGUGGCGUCGUAGAAGGAUUUUAUGGAAGGCCUUGGGUUAUGGAACAAAGGAAAGAGCUUUUUAGAAGACUUCAAAAAUGGGGACUGAAUACAUACCUAUAUGCACCAAAAGAUGAUUACAAGCACAGGAUGUUUUGGCGAGAAAUGUAUUCUGUGGAGGAAGCUGAGCAGCUCAUGACUCUGAUCGCAGCUGCUCAAGAGUAUGAAAUAGAAUUUAUCUAUGCCAUCUCUCCUGGACUGGAUAUUACUUUCUCAAACCCUAAGGAAGUAUCUACGUUGAAACGCAAAUUGGACCAGGUUUCUCAGUUUGGUUGCAGAUCAUUUGCACUCUUGUUUGAUGAUAUUGAUCAUAAUAUGUGUGCAGCGGACAAAGAAGUAUUCAGCUCUUUUGCCCAUGCCCAGAUUUCAAUCACAAAUGAAAUCUACCAGUAUCUUGGAGAGCCAGAAACAUUCCUUUUCUGUCCCACAGAAUACUGUGGCACUUUCUGCUAUCCAAAUGUUGCUCAGUCUCCUUAUUUACGUACUGUGGGAGAGAAGCUUUUACCUGGAAUUGAUGUGCUAUGGACAGGUCCCAAAGUGGUAUCUAAAGACAUUCCAGUGGAGUCUAUUGAAGAAGUUUCAAAGAUAAUUCGCAGAGCUCCAGUCAUCUGGGAUAACAUUCAUGCUAAUGACUAUGAUCAGAAAAGACUGUUUCUUGGGCCAUAUAAAGGUCGAUCAACAGAACUCAUCCCACGCUUAAAGGGUGUCCUGACCAAUCCAAACUGUGAAUUUGAAGCCAAUUUUGUUGCAAUUCAUACACUGGCAACCUGGUACAAAUCUAAUAUGAAUGGAGUAAGGAAAGAUGUUGUGAUGACUGACACUGAAGACAGCACAGUUUCAAUUCAGAUUAAACUGGAGAAUGAAGGGAGUGAUGAAGAUAUUGAAACAGAUGUUCUCUAUAGCCCUCAGAUGGCCUUGAAAUUGUCAUUAACAGAGUGGCUACAGGAAUUUGCAGUACCUCUUCAGUACAGCAGUAGGCAAGUGGCCCACAGUGGGGCUAAAACAAGUGUUGUGGAUGUACCUCUGGUGGCACCAUCCUCUUUAAAUUCAACCACUGUGGUUACUACAGUGUACCAAGAGCCCAUAAUGAGUCAAGGAACUGCACUGAGCAGUGAGUCUCAAGCUCUGGUUAAAGUGGAGGAGGAGAAGAAGCAAUUAGAUGAGGAACCAAUGGACAUGGUGGUAGAAAAGCAAGAGGAUGCUGAUAAGAAUAUAAAUCAAAUAUUGACUGAUAUUGCUGAAGCAAAAAUGUCAGAGGAGUUAAAACCAAUGGAUACUGAUAAAGAAAGCAUUGCUGAAUCAAAAUCUCCGGAGAUGUUAAUGCAGGAUGACUGUGGUAGUGACAUUGCACCAAUGCAGACAGAUGAGCAAACUAACAAGGAACAGUUUGUGCCUGGCCCCCAUGAGAAGCCUUUGUAUGCAGCAGAACCUGUGACUCUAGAAGAUCUACAGUUACUUGCAGAUUUGUUCUACCUCCCAUAUGAACAUGGGCCCAAAGGGGCACAAAUGUUACGAGAGUUCCAGUGGCUCAGAGCCAAUAGCAGUGUUGUUAGUGUAAAUUGUAAAGGAAAGGACUCUGAAAAGAUUGAAGAAUGGCGUGCUCGAGCCACCAAGUUUGAAGAGAUGUGUAGCUUGGUGAUGGGCAUGUUCACUCGUCUUUCCAACUGUGCCAACCGAACAAUCCUCUAUGACAUGUAUUCGUACGUCUGGGACAUCAAGAGCAUCAUGUCAAUGGUGAAAUCUUUUGUGCAGUGGCUAGGGUGUCGUAGUCAAUCUUCAGCACAGUUCUUAAGUGGAGACCAAGAACCCUGGGCCUUUAGAGGUGGUCUAGCAGGAGAGUUCCAGCGUUUGCUGCCUAUUGAAGGAGCAAAUGACCUCUUUUUUCAGCCACCUCCUCUGACUCCUACUUCUAAAGUCUACACCAUCAGGCCCUAUUUUCCUAAAGAUGAGGCAUCUGUAUACAAAAUCUGCAGAGAAAUGUAUGAUGAUGGAACUGAACAGCCUUUUCAUAGUCAGCCUGACCUAAUUGGUGACAAGCUGGUAGGUGGCUUGCUUUCUCUUAGCCCAGAUUACUGUUUUGUCCUGGAAGAUGAAGAUGGCAUCUGUGGCUAUGCCCUGGGCACUGUUGAUGUAACUCCUUUCAUUAAGAAAUGCAAAAUUGCCUGGAUUCCUUUCAUGCAGGAGAAGUAUAGCAAGCCAAGCAGUGAUAAGGAGUUAUCGGAGGCAGAGAAAAUCAUGCUGAGCUUCCAUGAAGAGCAAGAAGUUCUUCCAGAAACAUUCCUUGCCAACUUCCCAUCACUGAUAAAGAUUGAUAUUCAUAAAAAAGUGACUGAUCCAAGUGUGGCGAAAAGCAUGAUGGCCUGCCUACUGUCCUCUCUCAAGGCAAAUGGCUCUCGUGGGGCUUUCUGUGAAGUGAGGCCGGAUGAUAAAAGGAUCCUGGAAUUCUACAGUAAGCUGGGAUGCUUCGAAAUAGCUAAAAUGGAGGGAUUUCCAAAGGAUGUUGUUAUCCUUGGAAGAAGCUUGUAAGGAGGUUGUCAGUGAACUUUUGAUACUGUAGUCACCUAACUAUUGGAGAGUGGUGAGCCCGAGGUUUAUCUUAUUGUCUGUCUGUGCAAAGGCAGCAGUCAGCUGGCCUGACAGGAGUUACAAGAAAAUUUACCCACUACCCUCUCUGGGAUGCUGCUCAAUACACUGUUUGGAAAACGGAUACUGGUCAUCCUCAUUUCCUGGUCUUAAGUGAAGUGCCAAGGAAUACUGCGUACGAUGUAGCCUUGGGAAGUGAUUUGCAUGAAUUCCCAGAGGUACUGGUGGCAGUUCCAUGCAUCCACCUCUGUACUCAACAGAAUGGCUGUCUUCUCCAUGACAUACUUCUCCCAUAUGUCAUGAGGUGGAUGAAGGAGAUGAAAGUGAAAUCUCAACAGAGGAAAGCAGGGUGUCUGUGUUGGUCAAUUACUGAAAGGCUGACAUGGACAAUUCUAGGUUUUGUUGGCUGUCAUACUUACUAUAGGGAAAUGAAUGGCCAUCACCUCUAAAGAAUAUUGGUUAAGCUUUGUGCUUCGUAGGGAUAAACUGUGCAUUUGUCUGUGGCAAAGUCACUCAGUGCGGAAGUGUAAAUUUCAGUGUGUAAAUAUAUAUAAACUCGCUGUAUGCUAACACUUUGUGUUUAAUCGUUUUGUAAUUCUUUUGCUUUCCAAAGCAAAGUGGUAUAGCUCUGGGACAGCACUUUUGAAUAACGUCGAAUUACAAGAGAGGCUAGAGCCAAUUUCACAACAGGCCUUUUCUUCCAUGCCUCAUACCCUUCAUUAGAAAGGUAGGUUUAGAAAAAGGAGUGCUGAUUUAGAAAGGUCAUUUAGGGGAUAAAUUCGCAAAAAGUCAACAUGGCCUCCUACUGGGGAAAAGCUGGUCAGAGGGUGAUCCAGUGAGAUGAUUGUUACUGCCAGCCAGUUGCCUACCCAGCCUGGGUGGAUGAAAGAGGGAAUACUUAGGGCCCGUUUCCAAGUCCUUCAGUCUGAGUAAAUCAAGAUCUUCAUGCCAUGUUCAUUUUAGAGACUUCUUUGUGGACAAAAAUAAGCACAUUUGUGCAACUUACUUACCUACUUCUAUUAUUAUUGCCUGUUCCAAAUAUUAAGGUUUUCACUGAAAUCUUACAAAUGGAAUCUGCAUGGCUAGUAGUUGUAAUAAGAAGUAGGUGCAUUAGAUUGGAGGAGGUAUUACUGUUCCAUUUAAUGCAUUGUUCUCACAAGGCAAUUGGCUAACACCUCACCUCAUUUCUGUCACCUGCUACAAUCAACUAUUUUGUUUAGUUUGAAAAUAUUUCUUUUUAGGGACGGUAGAAAUUGAGGUGAUCUUUUUUAAAUCCUUUCCAUCGAUGUAGAUUCUGAAGCUUUAUACUUUUUUUCUCUUUCAAAUGGCAAUUUACUGCCAAAUAGUUUGCAGCCUCUACUGAGAAGCUGGUGUUUGGCCUUGGUUAUAGAUACACUCACAGGUAUUUGAUUUUCACUAUGUGAACAGUUUUAAUAGCAAAGCAUUUAAGCUGCAACAUAUACAUUUCACUUGGGGAGGGAGUCACUGAACUGUUACGAUAGAUCUUGUGUAAUUCCAAGCUGGCAUUCAUGAGUUUCCUUUGUCUUUGAAUAUAUACAAAGCAUCUAGCCACUUGGUUUUGUUUUCAUCAGAUACCAGGAAAAAACUCUGGAUUUAUGGCAUUAUACAUUUUGAGGGAGGGGAUAGCUUUGAUUUUUAUACUGUUAACACAGAUUCUCUUAUCACUGUUUUAAGUUACUUGUAUGAUAGCCUUGAAAGUCUGGGUCAGUCCCUUGUUCUGGGACUACAAAGCAAUGCUUUAACCCAGCUUUCAUCGUUAUCACUUUUCAUUGCAUACAGUUGGAAUGCCACUUUCAUGACUGUCUUUAGACCUACUGUAUCUGUAGCAGAACAACAGACUGUGUAUAAUUGUAUUUGGAGACCAUGUGAGAAAUAGAAUAAAUUGCAAAAUGAAUGUAAAAA
This is a messenger RNA of Varanus komodoensis (Komodo dragon), 5021 nucleotides long. It is a transcript of the gene OGA, whose product is annotated as O-GlcNAcase. The transcript is spliced from 16 exons. NCBI's taxonomy places the organism in Eukaryota, Metazoa, Chordata, Lepidosauria, Squamata, Varanidae. Bases 264 to 3041 code for a protein of 925 amino acids. Gene Ontology annotation, biological process: glycoprotein metabolic process. The record is from RefSeq and is a predicted model, not a curated record. Gene Ontology annotation, molecular function: beta-N-acetylglucosaminidase activity.